Messenger RNA from Lipotes vexillifer (Yangtze River dolphin), 1451 nucleotides. RefSeq names its product general transcription factor IIH subunit 3 (gene GTF2H3). Gene Ontology annotation, biological process: regulation of DNA-templated transcription; nucleotide-excision repair. The transcript has 13 exons. NCBI's taxonomy places the organism in Eukaryota, Metazoa, Chordata, Mammalia, Artiodactyla, Lipotidae. Gene Ontology annotation, cellular component: transcription factor TFIIH holo complex; transcription factor TFIIH core complex. The record is from RefSeq and is a predicted model, not a curated record. Bases 28 to 957 code for a protein of 309 amino acids.
GCUGUUCGCUGAGGGACACGGGCAGCUAUGGUCUCAGACGAAGAUGAAUUGAAUCUUCUGGUUAUCAUAGUUGAUACCAACCCAAUUUGGUGGGGAAAGCAAGCAUUAAAGGAAUCUCAGUUUACUUUAUCAAAAUGCAUAGAUGCAGUGAUGGUGCUGGGAAAUUCUCAUUUAUUCAUGAAUCGUUCCAACAAACUUGCUGUGAUAGCAAGUCACAUUCAAGAAAGUCGAUUCUUAUAUCCUGGAAAGAAUGGCAGACUCGGAGACUUCUUUGGAGACCCUGGCAACCCUUCUUCUGAAUUUACUCCCUCAGGGAGUAAAGAUGGAAAAUAUGAGUUGUUAACAGCAGCAAAUGAAGUUAUUGUUGAAGAGAUCAAAGAUCUAAUGACCAAGAGUGACAUAGAGGGACAACAUACAGAAACUCUGCUGGCAGGAUCCCUUGCCAAAGCUCUUUGCUACAUUCAUAGAAUGAACAAGGAUGUUAAAGAUAAUCAGGAAAUGAAAUCAAGGAUAUUGGUUAUUAAGGCUGCAGAAGACAGCACGUUACAGUAUAUGAACUUCAUGAAUGUCAUCUUUGCAGCACAGAAGCAGAAUAUUUUGAUUGAUGCCUGUGUGUUAGACUCCGAUUCAGGACUCCUCCAACAGGCUUGUGACAUCACAGGGGGACUGUACUUGAAGGUGCCUCAGAUGCCCUCCCUUCUGCAGUAUUUACUGUGGGUUUUUCUUCCUGAUCAAGAUCAGAGGUCUCAGUUAACCCUUCCACCUCCAGUUCAUGUCGACUACCGGGCUGCUUGCUUCUGCCAUCGAAAUCUCAUUGAAAUCGGCUACGUGUGUUCUGUGUGCUUGUCAAUAUUCUGCAACUUCAGCCCUAUCUGCACUACAUGCGAGACAGCCUUUAAGAUUUCUCUCCCUCCUGUACUGAAGGCCAAGAAAAAGAAACUGAAAAUGUCCGCAUGACAGUAAAAAUUGUUUCCCUAUUACUUAAGAGCUAUUAAUAGAAAUUAUAUGGCAGAAUCUUUGUUAGGAAGGCUCUGAAAAAAAGAGAGAUAUGUGUAAGAUAAAUUUUAGUGAAACUUUCUUACAGGAAAUAGACUAAAACAUCAUCCUCAUCCUAUGCUUCUUGGGGGCUGAUUUAUUUGAGGGAGUCAUUCUAUGCAAUAUACCCUAAAAUUUUUUCUGACUGGUUUUUGUCCAGAAAUGGAGGAAGAAAGCACAAAUUUGUGAUUUUUUUUUUUUUAAAUGAGGUGAUCGUUUGUCAAAGCCAUUCUGUACGGACUGAUUAUAAGCCUCAGAACCUACCAAGUCUAGGUUCUUACUGUGAAAUGUAUGAUGUGAGAUUUGAACACAGUUUUGGAAAAAGUGACUAUGGAGUAAUGGCAUUAAUCAAGAUAGAACAUGUUACUUGAGUCAACACUUCGACAGUAGUCACAUAAAUAAAAUCCUUGUUUUCU